Molecule: messenger RNA, 2465 nt
Organism: Dicentrarchus labrax (European seabass)
Lineage: Eukaryota; Metazoa; Chordata; Actinopteri; Moronidae
Gene: tmprss2
Product: transmembrane serine protease 2
Exons: 14
Coding region: 597-2195 (532 amino acids)
Biological process (GO): proteolysis
Cellular component (GO): membrane
Molecular function (GO): serine-type endopeptidase activity; protein binding
Source: RefSeq, a predicted model, not a curated record
UGAAUGGCAGCUUCUGGUAUGUCAAACAAGCAGUGACCACUUACCGGCUUUUGACUCCUCUAGUUCCUCCUCUCUCUCUUCCGUCACACAGGGAUCGUAACAGGAGUGGCAACUUUGGUUGUUGGAAAGCAUUGCCUAACAUGUUAGUAACUUUCGAGAAAUUGCCACUUGAUUUAUGGCUGUGUUUCUGUACAGUUGCAGGAGUAUUGUUGUUGAAUGUUGAAACAUCACACACAGAUGUUUGCUGCUCAGACAUGUGGCAGGUGGAAUGUAAUUACUGGUGCACAGAGUUACCAUAAACCUGUACAGUAAGAUACACAGGACCAUGAUGCAUAUGAAUCACAAUAUAUCACACUGCUGAACUGAAAUAGGCUUUUCCGUCACAAAUCAAUGGAGCCCACUGCUGGAUAAACACAGCCUUGUGCUUAUUGUAUUCACUUCAUUUACCUUAUCUGAGAGCCUGCCUGUGAACAGAAGAUAAUGAGUAGUGCUGGCCUUCAUCAAUACCUGCUGUUUGUCCAUGUCAAGUGUUGUUUUAAUGAAGUGGUGCACCAAAGGCUGGCUUGUGCAGGAAGAGGAAAAAGGUGUGGUCAUAGAUGUUGAUUACAUGGCAUGAACAUGAGACAGAAACAGGGAGUGCAGUGACAGACAGGAUCAGAGUACUGGAGGAAGUUGUGGGAAUUUCAAGAAAGGAAAGCAGAAGAAACUCUUCCAAAUUUGCUUCCCCAGGCAGUGUAACCAGUUUCAGUAUGAAUACUAAUCAGACAAAUUAUCCCAUCUAUGACAACAUGGGGUUUCAGCAGGAGGAAGGAAGAUCCCCUCCAUUUGCCCCACAGCAGGGUAUAUACCCUACCCUCCCACAAGAGACCCCCAGCUAUGUUGCUGUUGCCCCCCAAACCAUCAACACUCACCACACUGCAACACCUGGGAUGCCACAUAACACAGGACAAAGGAAAGGAAUAAAGACAUGUCACUGGAAAUAUAUACUGUGUGCAUCUCUGUGUGUGCUUCUUGUCCUGGCAGUGGCUGGCCUCUUGCUCUGGUACUUCUUAUACUACCAGUGUUUACUGGGGACGUUGUGCAGGAGUGGGAAGUGUCUAAGCCCCUCCCAGUGGUGUGAUGGUGUUAGGGACUGUUCUCACGGAGAGGAUGAAUCCCAGUGCUUCCGCCUCCAUGGGACCAAUUUCAUGCUGGAAAGUUACUCAUCUGAGAGCCAGAUGUGGACUCCGGUGUGUGCAGAGAACUGGGAUAACAACUAUGCAAGAGCUGUGUGUGAGCACAUGGGGUACAAGAGGCAGGAUUAUGUGUCCUAUACCCAAACCAGUGCAGGUUCUCAAGCCUGGAAGGGAUACAUGAAGCUGAAGACUGGAAGUGACCAUGAAUCAUAUAUACAUUCACAGCUCACUUACAGCCAAAGUUGCUCAGCCAGAGCUGUCAAACUUCACUGUAUUGAUUGUGGAGAGAGUUCAGCAGCCCCCAGCACUCGUAUCGUGGGUGGUACGGAGGCAGUAAACGGGGCCUGGCCAUGGCAGGUCAGUCUCCAGAUUUAUAAUCAACAUAUUUGUGGAGGCUCCAUCAUCAGCCCUUACUGGAUCCUAUCUGCUGCACACUGCUUCCAUACGUACUCUGAUCCUGGAAUGUGGAUGGUAUACUCUGGUGACGUGAGCUUGGCAAGACUGAGCUUUAACACUGGCAAAGCAGUUCACAAAAUCAUUAGUCAUGGAAAAUUUGACAUUAGAACUAAUGACAAUGACAUUGCUCUCCUAAAGCUUGAUACACCUCUAACAUUUACAAGAACAGUGAAGCCAGUGUGUCUCCCAAACAUUGCCAUGGACCUCCCUGUUGGACAGCAAGCCUGGAUUACAGGAUGGGGAACCUUGCGCUCAUCUGGGCCAUCUCCUGACAGACUAAAUCAGGCCCAGGUGACCAUUUACAGCAGAGAGAUAUGCAACAAACCUGAUGUGUUAGACGGACAAAUCACUGAGACCAUGAUCUGUGCCGGCAACCUGCAGGGAGGAGUCGACACGUGUCAGGGUGACAGUGGAGGGCCCCUGGUGGUCAAAGAGGGAAAUGUAUGGUGGCUGGCAGGGGACACAAGCUGGGGGAUUGGAUGUGCUUGGAGGAACAAGCCAGGAGUCUAUGGCAAUGUUACCUACUUCCUCAACUGGGUAUAUGAACAAAUGCAGAAUGAGUGACAGAGUUCCCGGUGAACCUGAAGAUGAUCCUUUUUCAUUAAUCAGCGGUAGUGACUUUAUCACACACUUUGCACUUUAAAUCUGAAGCUCUGAGGGAAUUUACUGAUCAGGAUUUUCUUAAAAAACAAAAUGAAAAGAUUGUACAAAUAAAACGGAUGUAUCAUUUCAUUUAUUUUUGUAUACCAGUUAUAAGUAGAGAUAGAAUGUUUGUAUUUGAGCAAAAUCAAGCUAUUUAUUUGUUGUAAUAAAAACAUAAUUUUGCACAAAUAA